Molecule: messenger RNA, 294 nt
Organism: Grosmannia clavigera kw1407
Lineage: Eukaryota; Fungi; Ascomycota; Sordariomycetes; Ophiostomatales; Ophiostomataceae
Exons: 1
Coding region: 1-294 (97 amino acids)
Source: RefSeq, a predicted model, not a curated record
AUGAAAGUCAUACUGACAACAGGCCUUUCAGCCUCUGCAACAGCAGCAACAACGGCAACCACGUUCUCCAAGGUCCUGCACCCAGGACCCUUCACCAACAUCUCCUCGCCCGUUGUGCCAACGGUCGUUUCAGGCGUGGCAAUUUCGAGCAAAGGAAUUGUCGCUUCUACUGGUGUUAUCGUUGCGACUGGACAAUCCACAACGGUGGUUAUUGCGAGUGGCAGUCGCACCAUGAGCAAGGGCUCGCUCCUGCUAAGUGUGCUUGGCUCUGUGAUAGCAGCCUUGCUAAUGUAG